Sinocyclocheilus rhinocerous is the source of this 6702-nucleotide messenger RNA. It is a transcript of the gene rc3h2, whose product is annotated as ring finger and CCCH-type domains 2. Bases 321 to 3413 code for a protein of 1030 amino acids. Gene Ontology annotation, molecular function: metal ion binding; ubiquitin protein ligase activity; RNA stem-loop binding. Lineage: Eukaryota; Metazoa; Chordata; Actinopteri; Cypriniformes; Cyprinidae. The transcript has 21 exons. The record is from RefSeq and is a predicted model, not a curated record. Gene Ontology annotation, cellular component: cytoplasmic stress granule. Gene Ontology annotation, biological process: nuclear-transcribed mRNA catabolic process, deadenylation-dependent decay; protein polyubiquitination; ubiquitin-dependent protein catabolic process.
UGACGGUCAUGGGAGUGUACCUGCUCAUGCUGAACAUGUCGCGCUGUCAGGGAAUGCGCUCCCAAAUCUCUGGAAAUGACAUAUAUGAUUUAAUGUGAUGUCCGGACGGAAUAAAAAGGACGCCAAAAAUUCGGGAAAAAGAAGUUCGGCUCGGCUGUGAAUAACUGAAUGCGAUGAAGAAUUUGGUCUUGAUGGCGAAGUGCACGUAAACUAUGGACGGUUAUGAUGAUACUCUGUGUCGCCUACGGUGUGUUUAAGGUGCCGGGGCGAGGCAUCAUGCGAUCUACUUGAGCGUGAUUGUUCCAACUGGAGGUUACAGGAUGCCGGUGCAGGCAGCUCAAUGGACUGAGUUUCUAUCCUGCCCCAUCUGCUAUAAUGAGUUUGACGCCUGCAGCCACAAGCCCAUCAGCCUGGGCUGCUCGCACACCGUCUGCAAGACCUGCCUGCACAAACUGCACCGCAAGGCCUGUCCAUUUGACCAGACGGCCAUUAGCACUGACAUUGAUGUGCUGCCUGUCAACUGUGCCCUCCUGCAGCUGGUGGGGGCGCCGGUUCCGGAGGGAGAGAUUGUGAGUGUGGGCAGUGUUGAAGACACGAGACAUUAUGAAGUGUGCAGGAUCUGUGUGGAGGAGCUGGCGCUGUAUCUUAGACCAAUCAGUGGAGGAAAAGGUGAGAUCAGUAGUAGAUUUAGUGUCCUCAGUAGACCCAUGCAGAGGAAGCUGGUGACCCUGGUGAACUGCCAGCUGGUUGAGGAGGAGGGGCGAAUGCGUGCAGUCCGGGCGUGCAGAUCUCUGGGUGAGCGCACCAUCACUGAACUGAUCCUGCAGCACCAGAACCCACAGCAGCUCUCCGCUAACCUAUGGGCCGCUGUGCGGGCACGCGGCUGCCAGUUUCUAGGACCUGCCAUGCAGGAAGACGCUCUGAAGCUGGUGCUGCUGGCUCUGGAGGAUGGCUCUGCUCUCUCGCGGAAGGUUCUGGUGCUGUUUGUGGUGCAGAAACUGGAAGCACGGUUCCCUCAGGCGUCUAAGACCAGCAUUGGUCAUGUAGUGCAGCUGCUGUACCGUGCCUCCUGCUUUAAGGUGACCAAACGUGACGAAGAUUCCUCACUCAUGCAGCUCAAAGAGGAGUUUCGCACGUAUGAAGCCCUGCGCCGUGAACACGAUGCUCAGAUCAUUCACAUCGCCAUGGAAGCAGGACUGCGUAUCUCACCGGAGCAGUGGUCGUCUCUGCUGUACGGGGAUCUCAUGCACAAAUCUCACAUGCAGUCAAUCAUAGACAAGCUUCAAUCCCCAGAAUCCUUUGCAAAGGAGCUCACCGCCAACCUCAACAGCCUCAGAGCUCCUCUCGAGCGGCUAGCCGGCAUCGACCACAACCCUGAUGCGGCCUCUCCAUCCUGGACAGAGCUGGAGAGUGUGUUAUUGGCUGUGAAGGUUGUUGUCCACGGGCUGGUGGAAUUCAUCCAAAACUUCUGCAAAAAGAGCAAUGAAAGCCCCCAGGCUCAACCCAACAGCAAGUACAAGACGAGUAUGUGCAGGGACUUACGGCAGCAGGGCGGCUGCCCAAGAGGGGCCAGUUGCACUUUUGCCCACACGCAGGAGGAGCUCGAGAAGCACAGAAUGAGGAAUAGGAAACCCAGCGGGGCGGUGAGGCCCUUCCUGUCAGUUCCAGCGGUUAUGCCCAAAACCGGCACCAAAGGAGCAGUCCCAGGGUCAGAGGUGAAGAACCACGAGAAAGACGUCCCAGAGGAUGCGUCUCCUACUCAGCUCAUCCCAAGAGGAGGAGACCACCAGGAGGACAAAACUCUCCCCAAUAGUGCUAACGGACUGCCUGCUGCCAGCCUAGAACAAAUUCCCAUCAGUCGGAGCCAGUCCUCUGCGAUAGCUUCGGGAUUGUGUACAGAGGACGACUGUGGUCUCCUCAAACAUGGGCCUGUCCUCACGAGAGCUCAUCCUAAGAUUUACUACUCUCAGGACCAGAGACCAUAUGACCUGUCACCCUACCACCAACCUGCCUUUCCUCCUCACAAGUCAUGCAACGCUCGUUUCCAUCGUUCCAGCAACGUGCCCGAAUCCAUGUUACCCCCUUCAGUGGGCCCUCUAUACCCAGAUCAGCACCCCUCUAUUCCUCCUGCAGACAGAUUAGGCCCCGCCCCGUAUGGGCCACCCUCGACCUACACCUCUAUGUCCCACGCACAUGGCAUGUACACCCCAGUCUACGACAGCAGGCGCAUGUGGAGGCCGCCGCUGUAUCCCAGGGAUGGCGGGAGGAGUAACUCUCUCCCUCCGGAGGUUUUUCAUUCCACCGUCUACCAGCCGCCCCUCCGGGAGCGCUUCAACUCGCUGGACAGCCCCUACUGCAGCACAGCGGAGCAGAGAGUGGCAAUGCACAGGGACGCGUACAACCGUGUUCCUCUUGGCUAUGAGGAACUCUAUCGCCACAAACAGGAACAGUGGGUACAUCACCACAGCAACAUGAACAGGCCCUCCCAGUCCUCCCCAGUCUUCACUGUGGAUGUGUGUCCAGAGCAUCCUGAGGGUGUAGGUGGUGGGCGUAUGACUUGUAAGUGUCAUGGUGGAGAAGAGAGCCUUGCCCACUAUUCGCCCUGGUCGUGCAGCACCAUCAGCCCAUUUGAGUCAGAGCCCCACCAUUUGUCAACCCACUCCUGUUCCAAACAGCUAGACGGGGAGAGUGGCGGCAAACGGUGGCUGCACAUGUUCGAGCCCUAUAGGCGACUGAAAGAUGAAGAUCCCAUCAUUCCUUUUGGAGAGGGGCCCAUCAUCUCUAAAUGGGGAGCCAUCUCCCGCGCUUCCCGCACUGGCUUUCACACCACUGCCCCGGUCCAGGCCACUGCAUCGCAGAGGUGCUCCGGCACCACUUCAGUCAACUUCAGAGACUAUAGCUGUCAUAUUGGUCACAGUGACCUCAGAUGGGGCCCACGUGGUUCUGACUCUUCUAGUCACUCCAGCUUUCUAGAAAGCGAUCAGCUGGCCAUGUCAGGGCUGCAUGUAAGGCAUAAUUCCUUCAGCAGCGGGUCAAAGCAGGGCACAGAUCUGCUGGGGAAGGAUGGGAUGGAGAGUGAGCCUGACAGAGACAUUGAGCUGGAGCUGUCUGCUCUGGACAUGGAGGACACAGAGACACAGGACUGCAACUCUGAGGACUCUAUGGAAACGCAAAGCCGCUUCCAGAACAACCACCUCUCUACAGUCUUCUGUGAUCCAGUGGCAAGUUCUCAGUUGGAAAACAACCUGCCUGACAGAAUGGAAGCCCAUCUUAUGAAGAAGAUGGCAUUCAGAAAGGCCCUCUCUCCUGGAGACCUCAGUAUGGGGAAGAUGCUGAUGAGGACAUGCUCGCCCAGGCCUGGAGACCCUCCGCGGCCCAAUCCAGGACCUGAGAUGCUGCUAAACGGGAACUAAGGGGGGCUGAAAACACCAGUCCUCCUCAUGUUCUAAUUCCAUGUGGUCAUGCCAAGAAUCCACCAUCCUCCUUAGGUAGAAGGUUGAGUUGCCCUUAUAGGAGUCAAUCAAGGCAGCGAGACGCAGCCGAAAGCCUUCUGUAUUCAUGUGUUCUCUUCAUAAGAGUUAGCUAUGCCCUGUAAUUGUAAUCACUCAUCAUCUGUUCAGAGUCAGUUUGUUUUUCUUAAUCACUGCUUGUGGAUGAAUGUUCACGUUGAGUCACAACUCCACCUCAGGUAGCUCUCGACGUCAGCCAAUCAGAACUCUCUCCAAGCCAGGAAACCAAUUACCCAUGUCCCGUAACUCUGUACAGAAGUGACGGUUCUCACUAGCUUUUAGCACACUGAGGAAACCAUAAUCUACUGUAUGAUCAUUAUAUAGCGGACUCUUCCAAUAUAUAUUAAGAAUAACCAAGGUGCUUGGAAUCUAUAGUACAUGCAUUUUUAUUAAUAUUAUUGCAGUCUUAGCCACUGAAAUGUUAUGUGCAUUAAUUGUUUGUUGGGCAUCAUUGUUUGAAAAAAACAUUCAUUGAUCAUUGUUUAAUGUAUGUGUGUGCAUUGUGGUAUAUGUCUGGUAUCUCUAAGAGACAUUUCACAGGCAAUCAAUCAAUAUUUUGUAGAAAUAUUCAAAAGAAACAGUUCACCCAGAAAUGAAAAGUCUGUCAUUCUGAUCACAGCUUAAUCACUGAAAAUCCCCCCAUUGGCAGUGUUGUAGUCGAGACCAGCUUGUUCGAGUCCAAGUCCAGGCCACCCGUGAAUAAUUACGCCGAGUCAAGACCAAGACCAGAAGAGGGUUGAGUCUGACUCAGAGUCGUAAAAGACUCCAGAAGAGGGCCGAGUCCAAGUUAAGACAGCGACCAGAAGAUGGGCAAGUCUGAGUCAAGACAGAGACCAGAAGAAGGCUGAAUCCUAGUCAAGACAGAGACCAGAAGAGGGCUGAAUCCUAGUCAAGACAGCGACCAGAAGAGGGCAGAGUCUGAGUCAGGACAGAAACCAGAAGAGGAUUGAGUCUGGGUCAAGACAGAGACCAGAAGAGAGUCACAUCUGGGUCAAAGCAAACACCACAACAGGGCAGAGUCUGAAUCAAUAAUGAGACCAGAAGAGGGCCGAGUCCGAGUCAAGACAGAGACCAGAAGAGGGCCGAGUCCGACUAAAGACAGAGACCAGAAGAGGGCCGAGUCCGACUAAAGACAGAGACCAGAAAAGUUGGACUCGUGUACUACAACACAGAAUUUUGGUCAUUUUUGGGUGAGCUGUAUCUUUAAUAGCUACAAACAACAAAUAGCACAACAGAAUUUCACAGUUCAGUCUUGUUUGAGGAUGUGGAAUUGUUUAGUGUGUAUGAAACGGCUAAUACAGUGACAGUUCCUGUCUGUUGUUUACAAUAGUCAAAAGGUCACUUCGGUUUUUGUUUUUUGCUGUUGUUUAUUCCUGUAGUUUCAGUUUAAAGGAUACAGAUGAUUAGACGGAGUUUUAGGGUUCUUUAUUUUCCAAAAUUGUUUUCCCUUAUUUUAUUACAAAACAUUGCUAACUUCCAUGAAGUUGUUGGGAUAUUUUGUAUCAGUUUUUAAUUGUUUGGUCAGCAUUUUGAAAGUACAAUCAACCCUACAGUAUCUACAAACCAUCACAUGUUUUUGAGGAUUAUUUCCUGCUUGAUUAAGAGUAAAUAGAAGAAAAAUAAUCACAAUAACUCCAAAACUGCGGAUGUUUGAAUGUAGUUUUGUGCACUGUAGUGUUCCUCAAAGGAGAUGAAAACUGUGUAACAGCAUAUAGAAAGCUCUCCUAUUUAAAAUAGCAUUUCAGUAUUUCAUUUAUGACAGGAUUGUUUUUUUGUUUAAUAUUUUUCUCCGGUCACUGAUUUGUCUUUUGUUAAAUGUGUUGCCUGGACCAGUUAAGUUUGUGUAUAUUUGAAUGUGCAUAUUGUCUUAAGCCUGAACAAAAUAUGAAUAUGAAUGCAUUAUCACUUAAGACUGUUAAUCACGGUUUUACUUAUGUGGUAUUAGUGCUUUUCCACUGAAAUGAGAAAUGUGAAGUGAAUAUUCCUGGUCUAGGCUCAAGCGCUGUCUCAUUAAAUCUCAUUUUGCCUCCUGCAGUCAAAGUGUUUUUCAACAGGCAAUGCUACAGCUGCACCUUCCAGCGAAUAAUUUUUUUUGCGAAAAGCUUUUUGAACGAUAUACAGAAAUGUGUUGAUUUUUAAUGGAUGAGUCCUAGUGUGUUUAAGCAUAACAGCUUGUUGAUUUAGUGUACAUGUAAAGAAUUUUGCCUUUAAUUUUGGUUUAUAUUCUAUUUGUUCGAUAUGAGAGUUUUAAAAAUGGCGCUGGGUUGGUAACAAUACAAGUUUCCUUUUGAAUUUUCUCGCUAGCUAUCAAAUGGCCUUUUUCCUUUUUUUAUCACCCAUUGCGAUGCAGCAAAGCCUUAUUAGUACAUGUUCGACUCGUUUAUCUGCCCAGCUCAGCCCUGUAUCAUGCAUGCUGCCUUUGGCAAAGAGGUUCUUUGGCAAAGGAAGCAUGAUUGUGUAGUUGUGUCACACAACACCCCAGUGCUGUGAGUGUCCUGCACUGUAUCUUGCAUUUUACUCACCUCCUAUAGCACUUACUUUCUGCUCUUAUGGAUUAAUAUCAGGAUUAUGAUUGUUAUUGUUUUAUAUCCAUAGUUCUGUAGUUUUCUUUCCUUUGGAAAUGUCAGUUUUGUUUGCAUUUAAAUUUUAAAAAUUUGCUUAGCUGUAAUAAUGGGGCAGGACGUAUUUGGUUGUGAUGAUGCUUGUUUUUGUCCUGUGUGCAACUGCAAAAACGAACUGAUGUGUUGGAUACUUUUACGUCUGUAUUAGACAUUUUAUUUGCAAAUCUAUUGUUCGAUUCAAUUGUAAAUGAAUAGAAGAUGGGCAUCCGUCAUUUUAUAUAACCAGAGCCAUCAUUAGAUGGACAUACUGCACAUUUUUAUGAUAUAUAAUCAGAUAUAUGAGGCUAUUUAUGGUCACAGAGAGAAAGAUUCUAAAAGUCAGGAAUAUCUUUUGAUGAAAUAAUAGUAGAAAUUAUUUAUAUUGCAUUUGUUUCUUUUUAAAUACCACCGGGCAAAGAUUUCCCUUUUGCUUGUGGCAAUGCAAGCACGGUCAAUUCUUACUGGUUUUUUGUUUGUUAUUGCUCUUGUAUCUUGGCUAAGCUUGGCUCUGAUAUGUAGGGCAAGCUGGUGAGAUGAGUCUAAAGGUCAUGACAUGUAGUUGCAUGCCAAGAUAAUAAACAGUUACAUCGUUA